AUGAGCCAGCUCAGGACAGCCGUCGCACUCGUCGCGGCUGCAUGCCUGGCCAGCAUUGCGUGCGAGGCCUUCGUGUCGCCGUCGGCGCGCCCUGCGCCGCUCGGUGCGGCACCCAAGGCCGCAGCUGCGGCCGGGGCGGCGCCGUCCAUGGCUGCCGGCUGGGGACUCGCAGCAGCUGGCCUGGCUGUCGGAGCCCACGCCGGACUCGCAGCCGAGACGAAGCCGGCGGAGAAGAAAUACGUAGAGACGGUCGCGGAUCAGCGUCUCUUCGAGCAGGUCUACUUGCAGUACACGUCGGAGUACUUGAAGGGCCCUCUCUACUGGCACCCGGCCCGGACAAUCACUAGUAAGCCUGGUCCUCUGCAGGGAUGGCUUCCCGACUACCCGGGCACUCCCAUGAUCAAGGAGGGCAAGUACACGAGCCAUGUGAUUGGAAACCUCAAGGCUUUCAGCUCCAACGAGCUUCUAUGGCUUGCAUUCCUCUCCAUGCUCUUCUUCGGCGUCGGCCUCUAUGGCAACCUGCAGUUCAACUUCUAUGACCCGCAGUGGGCCAAGGUGGAUGCUGGUGGCUUCUUCAAUGUGUCGUACAUUGUGGAGUCCUUCUUGCUUCCCAUUUCCUUCUUCAUGCAUAUCGCCUGCUAUAUCCAACGCCAGAACGGGAAGUGA
This is a messenger RNA of Symbiodinium sp. CCMP2592, 666 nucleotides long. NCBI's taxonomy places the organism in Eukaryota, Dinophyceae, Suessiales, Symbiodiniaceae. The record is from the annotation of a GenBank genome assembly.